This is a messenger RNA of Salvelinus namaycush (lake trout), 2667 nucleotides long. Its product is annotated as stromal interaction molecule 1-like. Gene Ontology annotation, cellular component: plasma membrane; endoplasmic reticulum. Bases 304 to 2313 code for a protein of 669 amino acids. The transcript has 14 exons. Gene Ontology annotation, molecular function: protein binding; calcium ion binding; calcium channel regulator activity. Gene Ontology annotation, biological process: intracellular calcium ion homeostasis; activation of store-operated calcium channel activity; store-operated calcium entry. The record is from RefSeq and is a predicted model, not a curated record. NCBI's taxonomy places the organism in Eukaryota, Metazoa, Chordata, Actinopteri, Salmoniformes, Salmonidae.
AGGACAAGUUAGAGAUGCUAUAAAAAUGUUCUGGUGAGAGGGGAAGGAGCUGUUCGAAGUAAACUGAUCUCGAUUAGGUAUAGUUUAGUCUACCCAUACAGUGCCUACUCUCCGCGCGAAGACAGGGGCGACAUCAGACAUCGCGCUCCGAGUGGACUUAUUUUAAAACUGAUUUCAAAUGAACUACACAAAAGGACCGGACAAUAUCUAGUCACAGUACACAGAAACUCCAGAGGACUUUACUGUGUUGGGGAUCGUAAGACAGCUGCAUAUCUCAUAGGAUAUCCCAAGUUGUAAAGGAGGAUGGGGUGUGUGUGGCUGGUGACGGUGUAUGUGGUGUGUGUGUGCCUUUGGGGUCAGAGCAAGUCAGACAGGACCAAUCAGGCCUCUCCCAUCCAUCUGCAGGUUGGCAAUGGAGCCUCGGAACUGUGUAUGAUAGACGUGAUUCUGUGCCAGGAUGAGAAUGCGUUGCUGAGUUUCGAGGCGAUCCGUAGCAUCCACAAACUGAUGGAUGAUGAUGCGGAUGGAACCGUGGACAUGAGCGAGACAGACGGGUUCCUGAGGGAGGAUCUGAAGUACCAUGACCCCAAAGGGAAACACAACAGUUUCCAUGGAGCAGACCUGCUCAUCAGUGUAGAGGACAUGUGGAACGUAUGGAGGGCCUCAGACGUGUACAACUGGACAGUGGAGAAGGUGGAGGACUGGCUCAUACAAUAUGUGGAGCUCCCUCCGUAUGUGGACAUCUUCAAGAAGCACAAUCUGGACGGAAGGGCCUUACCCAGGUUGGCAGUAAAGAACACCACUCUCACUCUGUCCAUUCUGAAGAUUAUUGACCGGAGUCACGCCCAGAAACUACAGCUGAAAGCAAUGGACACCGUGCUGUUCGGACCACCACUCAUGAGCAGACACAGCUACCUGAAGGACCUGAUGUUAGUGGUCUCCAUAGUGAUGGCGCUGGGUGGCUGCUGGUUUGCUUACAUCCAGAACCGUAGCUCCAAAGACCACCUGGGCAAGAUGAUGAGGGACCUGGAGGGCCUACAGAGAGCAGAGCAGAGCCUGCACGACCUGCAAGAGAAGUUGCAGAUCGCCCAGGAGGAGCAUCGUAGUGUGGAGGUUGAGAAGGUAACGUUGGAGCAACGUCUGAGGGACGAGAUCAACGAAGCCAAGCAAGAGGCCCAGAGACUCGGUAAGCUACGGGAGGGAACAGAGAACGAGUGGAGCAGGCAGAAAUACGCCGAGGAAGAGCUGGAUCAGGUGCGUAUGGCCCUGAAGAAGGCAGAGCGGGAGCUGGAGUCUCGGGCCUGUUGGUCUCCCCCUGAUGCCCUUAAGACCUGGCUGCAGCUGACCCACGAGAUAGAGGUCCAGUACUACAACAUCAAGAAACAGAGCGCUGAGAAACAACUACUUCAGGCCAAAGAGGGGGCUGACAAGAUCAAGAAGAAGAGGAGCACCCUAUUUGGGACGUUCCAUGUGGCUCAUAGCUCCUCCCUGGACGACGUUGAUCACAAGAUCCUGACUGCCAAGCAGGCUCUCGGUGAGGUGACGGCUGCUCUGAGGGAGAAGCUUCACCGCUGGCAGCAGUUGGAGUCUCUUACAGGCGUACCAUUGGUCAAUAACCCCGGUCUGCCCGCCCUGGCCGCUGCCCUCAACCUAGACCCCGCCUUCCUGGGCCUGCACCCGUCCACCCCGCAGCACCUAAUCCUAUCAGACGAUUUAGACGACAUGGACGAGAAUAUGCUGUCCCCAGGGACGCUGCGGUACGCGGCCUGGCAGAUGGACCGGCGAGUGAGUGACCUCUGGCCAAUGAGCGGCAUCUCCGACAGCCAAUCCCCAUGGAAGUAUUCUGCUCCCAACCUGAUGCCCCUGCGACAGCGCCCGGGAGACCCCUCACUGGCCCUGGGCUUUCAGAGGGAUCUGAACCGGUCUGACUCAGACUCCUCCCUCUUCCUGUCCCAGAGCGAAUCACAGCGCACCUACAUAUCUAAGCCCCUCCCACCAAAGCCCCUCCCCCAGCAGGGCAGGGCUCCCAUUGACAGCCCCUUGAUGAUGUCAUACGGCCUGGAGAAGAGCUCCAGUCUCGGGGAGCUCCGCGGCGGAGGAAGUCCCACCCUCGCUCCUGCUUACUCCACACACUCCCUAUGCCCCGCCUCCUUUGACCCUGAUGCGCGGUCGGGGAAGGGGGACAGCCGUAUCCCCCACAUGCAGGCCAAGAAGAGCCCCCUGGAAGAGGACAGCUGUUUCACGGGCGAAGAGAUCGACUCGGGCAACGGGCGCAAGAAACACACCUUCAAGAUCUUCAAGAAGAGGAAGUAGGCGUUGUAAAAUCACAGGGAGGCACCAGAGAGGAAGAGCUACAUUCCCGUUGUUCACACUAUAGGCUAGCAUACCACUUAGAAUAAACCAGUGUAUUGGGCAUGCAUUCGAAGGGGUCUACAACUAGUAUGGAUAUUAGAACAUGGCCGUGUACUAAGAAUAAAUAAUUGACAUGGUCUAAAGACAUAAAUAAAUUACAUGAAUUUAAGAAAAAUAAAUAAGUUACAUGGACUAAAAACAAAAAAAGAAGUUACAUAGACUAAAGAAAAAGAAAUGUUGAAGAAAUGUUUUAAGCUUUAAAUGCGAAUGCAGCAAUAAUUAAAGAUAUUAUUUAUAAAGUUGUUUGUGACCAUA